Molecule: messenger RNA, 1217 nt
Organism: Ascoidea rubescens DSM 1968
Lineage: Eukaryota; Fungi; Ascomycota; Saccharomycetes; Ascoideales; Ascoideaceae
Gene: TPC1
Product: thiamine transporter TPC1
Exons: 1
Coding region: 104-1069 (321 amino acids)
Biological process (GO): thiamine pyrophosphate transmembrane transport
Cellular component (GO): mitochondrial inner membrane
Molecular function (GO): thiamine transmembrane transporter activity
Source: RefSeq, a predicted model, not a curated record
CAGAAAAUGAGCAGCUUCUUCUCUUUGCUAAUUUCUGUUUUGCUCAGCGAUAUAAUGAACAAAGUGUCUUCUUGUUUGGCGAUCUGUAAUGAGUGAUACACAAAUGUCUUCCACUGCUGCUUCAAAAUCACUGAAAAUUCAUUCUUAUGACUCAGCUAUUGCCGGUUCCAUAUCAGGGUUGAUAACAAGAGCUUUGAUCUCUCCAAUCGAUGUUUUAAAGAUCAGAUUGCAAUUGGCAAAUUUCAACUCGACACCCAAACACAAGGUGAACAUCUACCAGAAUGGGAAAAUAUUGUGGAGCUUGACCCUGGAGAUAUACAAAAAAGAAGGAAUCAAAUCGUUUUGGAAAGGGAAUAUUCCAGCUGAGAUCAUGUAUGUUCUAUAUGGUGCUUCCCAGUUUACGUGCUACUCAUUUUUGAAUGAUAGAUUCAAAGGAAGGGAAAAGAAUGGAAAUGUAAAACAUUUAGUUCUUGGAUCGAUUUCCGGUUGUUUUGCGAGUUUGAUCACCUAUCCCUUUGAUGUUCUACGAACUAGAUUUGUGGCAAAUAAUUCCAGAAGUUUUUUUCGCUUGUUCAAGUCGAUUAAUUAUAUUUUCAAAACCGAAGGCAUUAAUGGUUUUUAUGGGGGUUUGAAGCCCACAAUUUAUCAAGUAUCACUUGGAACUGGGAUCUCCUUUCUAUCAUAUGAAUAUUUGAAUACGCAUAUUGAUAUUAAUUUUUUACAUGGUAGUUUCAAUAAUAAUAAACUAAUAAACCAGUAUAUUGCAGGAUUUUUGGCAGGAUUUAUUUCUAAAGCAACCACUUUUCCGUUGGAUUUGAUCAAACGAAGAUUGCAAAUUAAAGGAAGCAUUAAUGAAAUAUUGGUACACAAUUAUUCUUUUAUCACUAGCAAGGAUUCGGUUUAUAAUCGAAACUCCCAAAUGUAUCAGAUCAUUAAAGAGAUAUUAAUUAAUGAAGGAAUUAAUGGGUUGUAUAGAGGCUUUAGUAUGGCAGUUAUAAAGAGCGCACCAACAACAGCAUUAUCAUUUUCAAUAUAUGAAUACUCUCUAAGAAAGUUACAAGGCACUUGAUUCUAUUUUGCAUCUUAUAUCUUAUCUUAUUUUAUAUUAUGCUAUAAUAUUUAAAUAUCCGAUUAGUUUGUUUUUAUUACUUUUAUUAUUUUUACUAAUAAUCAAAAUCUUUCAAUAUAUUUUUUUUAAUUCGCUAGAUUUAAUAGGG